CUUGCCUGGCUCCCCGCUCAGUGUGCGCACCUCGCUCGGGGGUGGUGCUGUGUUCCUGAGGCUUCCAGGGAAGACAGUGGGCGAAGUUCUGUACCGUGCUAAGAUUGAGUCUGAGGAACUGACUGAGCAAAGAAGACAGCUCAAGAUAUUCCCUUAUCAGUUUUCAUGUAUGGACUGAGUAAUGAUCAUAACUGUAUGAUGCUAGAUACCAUUGAAGAGCGGCCACCAACAAAAUGGAAAUGAAAGAAACUGCUAAACAGAAUACACUGUGGCAAAUGAGCUCAACUAGCGAACCCAUGUUAAAUACUCGUGAAGUCAAUCCUUUGAAGAAAUUCACCAUUCCUAAGAUCAGGAGGACAGCUGAGAAAGUUUACUUGUCACCUUGUUACACCAAUAGUAGAGAGUAUAGUUUUAUACAUGAUACUCUUAACCAGUGCAGGCUUGAUGUAAGCUGUGAUCUGCAGUCAUUAUGGCAGUUUGGGGAUACAAAACUGGUUCACAAUGAGGAGCUGGAAAAAAAUUUUACUACUAAGAGGUCAGAGAUGCGUGAAAGUGGAAGACAUUGCAGAGAACUUGAAGAACAUUUCUGCUUUUUAGCACUUCCGCAGAGUGAUGUAGCCCAGAUAUAUCAGAAUGGAAUAAGUACCAGAGCAUCUACAUUGAAGAUACUAGGAAAUCCUCUUCUUGGAAUUUAUAUGUUUAGACAUGUUGAUAUUGCCUUGAAUUAUUCUCAUAGUCGAAGCAUUACUGUAGAAAGUAUUUUAAUUUUUAAGGUUCUCUUUGGAAAAGUGAAGAAAAUUCAGCCUUCUGUGGAUAAAAAUAAAGUUUCUUUGGAUCCUUCUCCUAACUUUGAUUGCCAUAUGUCAAGAAAUGCACCUUCUUUGAAAGAUACCAUUGAACUGCAAGCCUACAGUUCAGCAGUGUACUUCUAUGAAUAUAGUGUCCUUUCAAAACCUGUAGAUAAACCUAGGCAAUGUCUUCCAUAUGCUGUAGUAACAGUAAAAUUUCUUGGUUCAAAAGUAGAUAAUGGAUAUCUUAUGACAUCUUUGAGAUUCCUCUCAACAGGAUUUCCUAAGAGAGCUGAAAGAACAUGCUCUCUGAAUAACUGUACAGUGGCCAAAAGAAUUGGAAAAGGAAAAGAUGCUACUGUCAUCUUUGAGCAUUUCAAGAAACCUGUAGAUCCAUUUAUUCAAGAAAACUGUUUAUGCAAUAUACUAAAUUCAGAGAUAAAUCCUUCCAACUCACAUAUUUCUAACUCCUAUGGAAAUGUACAAAAUGGAAACAUUUCUAUACCUGAAACAUACAAUGGACAGGCAGAGCACAAUUUAGCAGAAAUUAGAGACACUUCUCAAGUACUUGCACAUGAUUCAGACCUUCCACUUAUGCCCAGUGAUGCCAAAGAAAGUGUUAAUGGUGACCUUUUGUUAAAUUGGACAAGUCUUAAAAAUAUUUUAAGUAGUCUUAAUGCUGCUUUUCCUCUUCCCAACAAUACUGGCUCAAGCACAGUUACUACUUCAAAAUUCAUCAAAGACCCAAGACUGAUGAGGAGAGAAGAAAGUAUGGGAGAACAGAGUAAUACUGCAGGCUUAAAUGAGAUUUUGCAGUUUGAGAAGAGUUUAGAUAAUGUUAAUUCAGAAAUAAAAUCAACACCAUCUAAUUCUGCCUCCUCCUUAGAAGUUGUCCCUGGUGAUUGUGCUGUUCUUACUAAUUGUUUGGAUGCCCCUUGCUUUAAAACUUGUGUUAAUGAUUCACAAUCUUGGGCUCACAACACAGGCUCUGAGGACUAUGACUGCGUACCUCCCAAUAAAGUUACCAUGGCCGGGCAAUGUAAGGACCAAGGCAAUUUUUCCUUCCCAAUUUCUGUGUCAAAUGUAGUAUCAGAGGUUGAGAACCAAAACCACAGUGAGGAGAAGGUUCAGAGAGCCCAACAGGAGUUGGGUAAUGCUUAUAAAAAAGAGUAUAAUAGUCAUAUUUCUCAGGAAUCGCAGUCUUCUGAUUUAAAAACCAUUUAUCAGACUGGUCACCAAAUGUCUACAAUUUUUCCACUCAAAAAGAAAGUAAGCAUUGAUGAAUACCUUCAAAAUACUGGAAAGAUGAAAAACUUCACUGACCUGAAGGACAAUUCCAAACAUGAAGAAAAGCAAACUUCGUGGAAAGAAAUUGAUAAUGAUUUCACUAAUGAAACAAAAAUCAGUCCAAUGGAUAAUUACAUUGUUUUGCACCAAGAAUACAAAGAGAGUGAGAGUCAUAAUUCUUUCGAGAAAAGCUGUGGUAAAAUAUUAAUUACUCAAGAGUUAGAAAUACCAAAAUCUUCUACAUCUACCAUAAAGGAUAAGGAUGAACUAGAUCAUCUAGCAUUGGAAUGGCAAAUUACUCCAAGUUUAGAGAGCCUGUCACAAAAGCAUCCUCAGCACUCUGUGGAGUAUGAGGAUAACAUUCACACAAGUUUAGCCAUUUCUCAAAAGCUAAUGGAACUGAAAUUGGGGAAAAUAAAUGCAAAUUGUGCUAGCAUUAUAACUAAAGCUUUCCCGAAACCAAAAGACAUACCCGAGGCCAAAGAAAUGCUCAUUGAUACAGUUAUUUCCUCUUAUAACAUAGAAACAGCUCAUGACAAUUCAAAUUGCAGCAUAACUAGAAAACAUAUAUGUGUCCACAGGAAAAAUGAAAAUGAACCAGUGUCAUUAGAGGACAUUCAGAGAGACUAUAAAGAAACUGCUUAUGUUGAAGAUAGGGGUCAGGAUCACAGUCUGUUCUGUAACUCACAGUUAAACGAUAUAUGCCUGAAUGUUAAUUUCAAAGAACAAAGAGAUAAUUAUAAAGAAAGCCAAAAUGAGGCUAAAGAGAAUAAUGCUUCAUCUGUAGAAAACAACAUAGAGAAUAUAUAUGGAGACAAAAAGCAGGAUUCUCAUACAAAUGAAAAUUUCAGCUAUAUAGAUGAAAAGGAGGAGAAAAAUUACAACAAUAUAGAAAUUUUGAGUUCUGAAGAAUUUUCUGCUACAUUUAACUUGAUUUGCAGAGAAAAAUAUGUGUCAGCAGCAACUGCAUUAUUAGAGAGUGAAGAAGAUACCAUUAGUGCCAUGAAACAAAAAGAUACUGAAAAUACUGGAAGAAGUGUAGAGCAUUUGGCUUCCACAGCGUUUCCCGAAAUUGCAAGUUCUUCAGUGUGUGUAGCCUCAAAUGCUGCAGUACAGAUAGCUAGUGCUACUAUGCCUGUAUUAAGCAUAAGUAAUGACGAACACCAAAUAUACCAGUUUAAAGAAACUUGUUCUUCUGAAAGUCCAGAUUUUGGUUUGUUAGUAAAACAUAGGGUUUCCGAUUGUGAAAUUGAUAAGGAUAAAAAUAAAUCACAAGAAUCUUUUCAUCAAUCAAUAAAUGAGAACUUAGUUCUUCAAAGCAUUGAAUUGGAAAGUGAAAUUGAAAUAGAAUUAGAAGAUUGUGAUGAUGCUUUUAUAUUUCAACAAGAUACACACAGCCAUGAAAACAUGCUUUGUGAGGAAUUUGUGACCUCAUACAAGGCUCUGAAGUCCCGUAUCAGUUGGGAAGGUAUAUUAGCACUCGAUAAUGGGGAGAUGGAAGUUUUGGAAAGCACCGCAGGAAGGGAAAAUAGUGAUCAGCAUUAUUCUAAGGAAAGUAACUAUUUUUAUUCCUCUACACAAAGCAGUGAAACAGAGCUUCCCAGCCCAAUUUUACUUCCAGAUCUACAAAUUAGAAUUACUAAUAUAUUUAGGCCAGGAUUCAGCCCGACAGUUGACUCCCUUGCAUUGAAAGAUAAUUUCUGCACACAUGUAACUGAAGCCACAAAACCAGAAAUAAAUAAGGAAGAUGGAGAAAUUCUAGGAUUUGACAUUUAUUCCCAGCCUUCUGGUGAAAAUUCGGAUUAUCCAUGUGAAGAUAAAGUUGAUAAUAUAAGGCAAGAAUCAGGACCAAUGAGUAAAUCUGAAAUCUCCCUUUCUUUUGACUUGAGUCAUAAUACAGAUGUGAAUCAUAGGUCUAAAAAUCAAAACAGUGAAUCUUUGUCUAGUGAACCUUCUAAUGUCACAACAGUAGAUAAUGGAAGCACAUGUUUCUUUACAAAAUCAAAAACUGACUAUAAUGAUACCAAAAAUAAAAAGGAGGUAGAAUCAAGAAUUAGCAAAAGGAAGCUACAUACGUCUUCCAGGGAUCAGAACAUACAUAAAGAUUUAAGACAACAUAAAAUUUAUGGGAGAAAGAGGAGGCUAACCAGUCAAGACUCAUCUGAGUGUUUUUCUUCAUUAUCCCAAGGACGAAUUAAAACAUUUUCACAGUCAGAAAAGCACAUUAAGAGUGUCCUAAAUAUCCUAAGUGGUGAAGCAUCUUUAUGCAAAAGCAAAUGUCUUUCCAAAAAACUAGACAAAGCAGUUACUCAUUUAAAAAAAGCUCAUAGAAGAGUUCACACAUCUUUGCAGCUUAUAACUAAAGUAGGAGAAAAAAGAAAGGGCCCAUUACCAAAAUCAUAUGCAAUAAUAUGCAAUAAUUUCUGGGAAAGUUGUGACCUUCAAGAUUAUAGUUCUGUAUCUCGAAGAAAAUAUUAUUCUACUAAGCAUUUUUUGUCAAAAAGAAAAUAUGACAAACGGAGAAAGAAAAGAGCUCCAAAAGCUGAUAUUUCUAAAUCGUUAACCUAUGUGUCAAAGCACAAGUCUUACAAUACAAGUGGAGAGAAACAAUGCCUUUCUAGGAAAAGUAUGGCUAGCGGUGUCUCAAAAAGUCACCCCACUAUUCACGUGGGAGAAUUUCAUAAUCAGGAACAUCCUGAAUCACAGUUGCCUAUAUCUUCCACAUCCCAAAGUACAAGUCAGUCAGUUUAUUAUAAUAGCAGUGUAAGCAAUCCAAGUUUAUCAGAAGAACAUCAGCCCUUUUCUGGAAAAACUGGAUGUCUGUUUUCCCCAGAUCACUCAGAUGAGAAACUAAUUGAAAAAGAAAAUCAAAUUGAUACAAAGUUUUUAUCUAGCACUAGUAAACAUGAAAAGCUUGAAAAACAUUCAGCAAAUCAUAAUGUUAAAGAUACAACUAAAGAAAACAGUUGUGAGGCUAAUCAAGUAAUAAAUGAAAGUAAUUCCAUGUCUUUAAGUUGCAUAAAAGAAAAUAUAAAUUAUAGUACAGGCAACGAUUAUGAUGCAACUUGCAUAGGUUGCACAAAGGUGAAAACUGAUGUACUUAUUUCAGUGUUAGAUUCAAAUGUGAAGCACUUUUUAAAUGAUCUCUACCAACAAGAAAACCUUACUUUAUCUGAUUAUAAAAGAAACCUGGAAGUAAAGUGGACAGCUCCUAUCGAGAGAUGCAAGCAAAGCAUUAUUACAGGAAACUUCCUUAUGGACCCAUUAAACCUAACUUUGAUAGCAAGUAAAAAGUACAGUAUUCCUCAGUUAUCAGCCUCUGCAGUGACAGAUAGUGAGGGAGAAUCUUCAAAAUCUUACUUGGAUAAACAGAGAAUUCUUACUAUAGAUUCUUUUGCAGCAUCCACUACUAUACCAUGCCGUGAGCAGAGCUGUAGAGGAAAAGAGCUUCUUAAGACGGAACAGUGCUCUUCAGGUAAUUGCCUCCAUACAGAUGGGAAUGAAACAAAUGUCACUGAGAAUUAUGAGUUGGAUAUAGCAUCAGUAACUGAAGAAAGUAGAAGUUAUGGGGAAAAUAUAGUGAAAUUAUCUUCCAGUGAUAGUUCUCUGCUUUUAAAAGAUAAUGUAAAAGGCUCCUCUUCAGAAACAUGUAUUGCGAAGAAAGACACUGAGGACAGAAUAAUGUGGAAAGUUAAACAAGUGGAAAAAGCAAAAGAUUCUGUUUACAAAAGUAGCAUGACUGAAGGAUCAGCUGUUAAUACUGAGUACAAAAAUCAAAAUAAUCAGAUCUCAGAAGAAUGCUGCUUAAAUGAGAAAAUUAUUAAAACUAAUUUGAUUGAUUCCCAUCUAAGCACUAAAAAUAAUACUACUGAGUCAGUCUCUUUGAAGAACACAGUUUCUAAUCCGCUUAACAAAAGAGAGAAGGCGGAAAUUAAAGUUACUAAUGACUCGCAGUCUGACUUGACAUUACAUUCAGAAAUAGCCUAUAUUUCCAAACCAGGGAUUCUAGGAGUUAAUCAUACACCUAUUUUACCUGCCCACUCUGAAACCUGUAAAGUCACUACUCUUCUGAAGAAACCUGCAUCAUACAUGAGGGAACUUAAAGAAAAACAUUGCUCAGCUAAUCAUACGGCCUUUAUAGCUAAUCUGUCUCAAAUUUUGCAGAGGGCAGAUGAAGCAUCAUCUUUGCAGAUUCUACAGGAAGAAACUAAGGUUUGUCUAAAUAUUCUCCCUUUAUUUGUGGAAGCUUUUGAAAGAAAGCAAGAAUGUUCAGUUGAACAAAUCCUGAUUUCAAGAGAACUGUUGGUAGACCAAAACCUAUGGAAUAAUUGCAAACACACAUUAAAACCAUCUGCUGUUGACACUUUGGUAGAACUUCAAAUGAUGAUGGAAACAAUUCAAUUCAUUGAAAACAAAAAAAGGCGCUUAGAAGGUGAACCAACAUUCCGAAGCUUGCUUUGGUAUGAUGAAACACUGUACGCUGAGCUUCUUGGAAAACCACGUGGAUUUCAACAGCAGUCUAAUUUCUAUCCUGGUUUCCAAGGAAGAUUAAAAUAUAAUGCAUUCUGUGAGUUACAGACUUACCAUGAUCAAUUAGUUGAAUUACUUGAAGAAACAAAAAGGGAAAAGAAUUCAUACUAUGUAUUCUUAAAGUACAAACGACAGGUUAAUGAAUGUGAAGCCAUAAUGGAGCAUUGUUCUGAUUGCUUUGACUUUUCUCUUUCUGUUCCAUUUACUUGUGGAGUUAACUUUGGAGAUAAUUUAGAAGACCUGGAAAUCUUAAGAAAAAGUACUUUAAAGUUGAUCAGUGCAUGUGAGGACUCUCCUAAAGUUCAUUCGUAUCCAGGAAAACAGGACCAUCUGUGGAUUAUAAUAGAAAUGAUCUCCUCAAAGGUUAAUUUUAUUAAGAACAACGAGGCGGUAUGUAUUAAAAUAUCUCUUUAUGGUCUGGAACAUAUCUUUUUUGAUGCUGCAAAAAAUCUUGUUUGGAAAGAGAAAACACAAUCCUUCAGCAAAAAAUACUCACAAAAGGAGGACAAAGAAAGGCUACUCGGAGUGAAUAAAUGUGCUUUUUCUAAGUUGCAGAAGAUAUAUGAUACUUUGUCUAAGGAUUUAAACAAUGAGCCAAUUUCCCCUGUUGGGCUUGAGGAGGAUACUAUAAUUGCCUCCAGAAAAUCAGAUCAUCCAAUAAACAAAGCAACCAUUGGCAUAGAAAAUUCUAAGUUUAGCAGUAGUUUGCUUACACACCCAGAUAUUUAUUGUAUUAGUGAGAUAUUGGAUCAAGCUGAAUUUGCAGACCUUAAAAAAUUACAAGAUCUCACCUUGAGAUGUACAGAUCACUUAGAAAUUUUAAAAAAAUACUUUCAAAUGCUACAAGAUGAUAACAUGGAUAAUAUUUUUAUCACAGAAGAAAAUGUUUUAGACGUGGUGAAAAACCACAGCCAUGAGGCUAUACUUUUAAAGCCUGAAGCUAUUGAAAUGUAUAUUGAAAUCGUCAUGGUCUCAGAAACAAUUCACUUUCUUAAAAACUCAAUAGCAAAGAAGCUAGACAAACAGAGGUUUCGAGGUAUGCUUUGGUUUGAUUUGUCACUUCUUCCUGAGCUGGUUCAGUGCCAAGAAAAAAUGACUUCUUUUUCAUUUCUUAAAGAUAACUCAACAGAUGUUUGCCUUUGGAAAGUGAUAGAGAGUGCUAUUUCCGAACUUAAGAAAGAUCUGGAUAUUAUCUACAAAUAUGAUGAAGCUGUUAAUCGCUCAUAUGCUAUUCAUUUGCUCUCAAGAGAACUUCAAGAACUUUCAGAAAUAAAAAAGCUUCUGAAGAACUCCAAGUAUUUUAUUUCCACAUAUAUUGACUUUGUGCCAUAUAUAACAUCCAUAAAUUACGGAAGCACCAUGAUGGAGUUAGAAUACAACUACAAUCAAUUUUCUACACUGCUGAAGAAUGUAAUGUCUGCCCCUAGGAAAGAUUUAGGAAAAAUGGCCCAUAUUAUGAAAGUCAUGAAAACGAUUGAACAUAUGAAGAUUAUAUGUGCUAAAAAUGCUGAACUAACUAUUUCCUUUUUUCUAUGCCAAAUGCUGUAUAAUGGAAGGAAGAUUUUACAGCUGAAGACAAAAGAAAAAAUGAAUAUUCAUGUUGUAAAACCUGGAGGAAAUAACAAUAAAUUUGGUAUUUCUAUGAUGGUGCCCCCAAUAUCAGAGUGCAUAAACAAAAACAUUUCAAAUUCCUCUAAAAAACGACCGAGCACUGUAGACAAAUGUGAAGACUCUCAGGAACAACAGAAAAAUACUACUAUUUCCAGUUGUAAAAAACUAAAGGUAGACAUGAAAGGUGUCACAAAAAUCAACAGAGAAAAUGCAACAUUCAAGCAUCCAAGGACUACAGGAUCUCAUCCCCAAAGCGAAAACAAAAUAGUGUCAAGUUCAUCUAACAAUCUGAAAAGAAAUCAUUUAACGUCAAAAAAGGUUGAAAUGCAAAGAUCACUACCUGGCUCACUUUUACCCUUAGAGAACCCAAAAGACACUUGCACAUCAAAGUUAGAAAGCAAAAUAGACUUAACUGUUUCAUCUGAUGCGCCAGACCACUUCACUGGAAAACAGGAAAAUUUAAAUAGCAUGAGGAAAAGAAAUAUGAACUUUAGUGCUGUGGAAACAAAAAGUGAUGAGAAAGAUUGUGCUGCUUUUGCAAUUUGUGACCAAAAAAGUACACAUGGCACAUUUUCCCCAGGCCAUGAGAUACUUUUGCAGAAAUGUCUUAAAAAUUCCCCAGAUCCCUCCCAAAACUCCUGCCUUUCUGAUAUAAACCCAGAAACUGAUGUUUCUCUUGUGCCUGAUGCAUCGGUGCUCUCAAAGCCAAUUUUCUGUCUUGUGAAAGAUAUCCAUACUGAUCUAGAAAUGAAUGACACAGUCUUCGAACUUCAAGAUAAUGAUACAGUAAAUUCAUCUAUUAAAAAUUCCUCAUGCGUGACUUCUCCAGAACCCAUUUGUAUCCAGAACAAAAUUCCUGCUCUGCAGAUCAACAAACUACAGCCUGCAGAAACUGAGUCAGAGGACAAAUACAUGAAGAAUACAUUGAAUCCCAAUACUGUGCAUACUUUUGGAGCAUCUGGACAUAUAACCCUUAAUGUGAAUCAAGGAGCAGAGUACUCUCUUUCUGAACAACAGAAUGACAAAACUUCAAAAGUCUUAAUGCAGAAUGCUGCCACAUAUUGGAAUGAACUUCCACAGUCUGCAUGUACCCCAACAUAUAAUUCUUCUGAGCAUUUAUUUGGAACUUCAUAUCCAUACUCUGCUUGGUGUGUUUAUCAUUAUAGCAGCAGCAAUGGCAAUGGCAUUACCCAGACAUACCAAGGGAUAACAUCAUAUGAACUACAGUCACCUCCUUCUGGGCUGUUGACCACAGUGGCAAGUGGUCAGGGUGCACAGUGUGCCCAGGGCGCACAUUCUAAUCUUCUGUACUCUCAAUAUUUUACUUAUUUUGCUGGGGAGCCACAAGCAAAUGGCUUUGUGCCAGUGAAUGGGUAUUUUCAAUCUCAAAUACCUGCUUAUAAUUUUCAGCAGCCAGUUUUUUCACAAUAUGCUUCUCAUCAGCCAUUACCACAAACUACAUACCCUUACCUUCCUAAUCGAGAUGUGCCUCCAGAAGUUCCUUGGGUUUAUGCUCCAUGGCACCAAGAAUCCUUUCAUCCACAACACUGAAAAUAGUCUUCUGUCUAUUGAAAUAAAGAAGACAUAACAAGUUUUUCCAAAUUUUUUUUACUUAUAUAUUUUUUAACAUUUAACGAUUUUUAAUGUGUGUAAAUGUGGUAGGAAAUAUAAAUCAUAUGGUCCUUUGUAAAAUAUACAAAUAAUCUUAACACCUAUCACACAGGACAUCAAUUUCUAACUUCUGAUAUACCAGAAUUAUUUCCAUGCAAUUUAUAAGGGGAGGGUAAUAUGAUCAAGGUUAAGCAAUAGUGGUAAAAUCUUUAAAACUAGAUUCUUGCUUCUGAUAUGUUUCAAUACAUUGUUGAUGGCAUUAUGCCAUUUGAGCAGAAAGCAGGAUUUUUUUUCAUUAGUCAUCAAACCAAGAAUUUUAUAAUGCUUGACACUUUAUUAUAUAAUUUACAAUUCUAUGCCAGAUAUGGCAAAUUCCUUCAAUUUCAAUAUUUUAUAGUUUCUACUUGUAAAAUAUUUUUAAUAAGAAAAAUUGGUUUGCAUACUCUCAGUGUUUCCUUGAGGAGAGAUUUUUAAAAUUUUUAUGUUGGAAGCAAUUAUAGUUAAUUAUAUUUCGAUGCUGUUUUCUACAAGAGCCAUUUCCAGAAGAUUAUUUUGUUUUGGGAUUUCACAAUUUAAAUAGUUUUUUAAUGACUUUUUAGCAAAUAAUAGAGAAUAAUGUUUAUGCUUAUGCAGUUAGUCUUUUUUACAGUAAUUUAAGCAAUGUGGCACAAAUAGUUUUUUCGUACUCUUGUCAUAGAUUUUUCUUUUUAACCUUCUGCAAAAGUAAAAACUCUCUUAGUAAUAAUCAUCAUAGGGCAACAGGAUAUAGUAUGUAACUGCAGUCUUGAGCGGUCUCUUUUCAUGUAUUACCUUUCCUGCUCAACAGCUGUUCCUGUUUUCUGUAAGAUCCUAGUCAGAUAAAGUCCUCACAACUGGAUAGACCUUUCUCGAGGGUUAGCCCUAAAAUGUGACAAGAGAAUUGGUUUGGCCAAAUCUCAACAAAUAACUAGCAAAGCUUCAGUGUUUUUGCAAACUUUUUAUGUAAGCAAACUUUUUGUGUUAUCUGGCACAGGCCUUUGAAAAGACUAUAAUUCUACUUUGUUUAGUGUAGAAUAACUAAUUUUUCAAUUCAGAAAGACAGACUCUGCAGGAUAAGCCUCUUUAUACUCACUUAAACCAACUAGGAUGGAAUUCAGAAUAUCUAAGCUGCUUAACAUACAGACCUUUUAAAAGGGAAGGUCAAGCAAAGAACUGUAACUGAAAGAAAUAAGAGAUUUGAGAAGACGAUAGAGUUAAAACAAUAUUUUUAAAACAUUUAUAUUUUGUCCAUGCAGUUUUAUUUGUAAAUAGUCUGUGAAAAUCAGAACUCCUGAACAACUUUGAAAGCAGUAAUAUUAACUGGUAUUCAAAAAUAAAUAACAGCCAAAAAUGAAUAACAGCCAUUUGAUUUAUGUUUCCCUCAGUCAUUUGGUUUAUGUUUGGUUAUGGUAAAAUGUUAUGGCAUUUGUUGUUAAUACUACUACUAAUAUGUAAACCAAAAGUUAAAUAUUCUAGUUAAGGACUCUUCCUUUAAACAACUUCCAGAUUCCGUUGACAUUGUCUUUGUGAUAUUUUUAUUUCUUGGGUUUUAAUUUUUCUUAAAGACUUACCUAAAUAUUCAGUUACAUUUUUUAAAAAAUCUGUACUUGACAGAAUAUUUUAAAAUUGAAUAUUUUUCCCUCAAGUGUGUGUUUUGAUUCGAAAUGUUAGAACAAAUUAAAAUUGAGCAAAUUUUAUAAGCAAAACCUGUUUGUAAAUAUUGUUAAAGAAGAAUUAUUUGAAUAAACUGGAUUCCUUCUAA
This is a messenger RNA of Macaca mulatta (Rhesus monkey), 11607 nucleotides long. RefSeq names its product testis expressed 15, meiosis and synapsis associated (gene TEX15). Gene Ontology annotation, biological process: synaptonemal complex assembly; regulation of double-strand break repair via homologous recombination; male meiotic nuclear division. The record is from RefSeq and is a predicted model, not a curated record. Gene Ontology annotation, cellular component: nucleus. Lineage: Eukaryota; Metazoa; Chordata; Mammalia; Primates; Cercopithecidae.